This is a messenger RNA of Eriocheir sinensis (Chinese mitten crab), 4750 nucleotides long. RefSeq names its product neuroligin-1-like. Lineage: Eukaryota; Metazoa; Arthropoda; Malacostraca; Decapoda; Varunidae. Bases 786 to 3830 code for a protein of 1014 amino acids. The record is from RefSeq and is a predicted model, not a curated record. Gene Ontology annotation, cellular component: cell surface; synapse; postsynaptic membrane. Gene Ontology annotation, biological process: modulation of chemical synaptic transmission; presynaptic membrane assembly; chemical synaptic transmission. Gene Ontology annotation, molecular function: signaling receptor activity; neurexin family protein binding. The transcript has 8 exons.
GAGCCAGACGCCGCACGAGGAGGAGGUCGCCGCUGCUGAGUUCGAGGCGCCCACCAGCAUCUCUUUCGCCCUCCCUCAGUCCCUCGCGAGCCGUUGGUGAGGCCGAAGUGAAAUAAAGCAAGCAAACUGUGUACAUCUCCAGUCUCCCGCCCUCUCCCUCUCUCCCGCCCGCCUGUCUCGUCUCCCGCUCCCAGCAUCCUGGACUAACAGAGAACACCAGUGGACGCUCCCCCGGCUCUCCCUCCCUCUCCCUCUCCCUCCUAACUCAGUGGCCUCUAAGUGCUCGAUCCCGGUGAAAUAUUGCCUCUGUAUUGCUGCUUGUGGAAAAAAAAGGAAUACAAGAGAAGGGCUGUGUCAGGGAGAGGUGAGGGUGAGUGCGGCGUGUGUGUGUAGCUGUGUGUUGUUGUGUACGUGUGUGUGUGAGUGUGAAGGGAGAGGAGAGAGAGCACUAGAGAGGAAGGGAGAAGGAAAAGGAAGGAGAAUCAAGGAAGAAAGGAAGGAAAGAAGGAAAGCUGAUUCAAACUCGUCUUCGCAACUGCAACACAUCUGCUUCCACGACGCCGGCGCCGGGGCGCGGGGUGGUGAUGUGACUGCUGGCGCCGGCAGGAGGCGGAGACCUGACGCCGGUGCCGCAGCCGCCGACGCGCCAGCAGCAGCAGCAGCAGCAGCACGGGGCGGGCCGCCGGGCAUGGCAGCGCGCACGUGAGCGCCGAGACAAGGCGCCGCCGCACCGCCCGGGGGGACGGGCGUGCCAUGCUGAGGGCGCCCGCGCCUCCAGCGGACCGAUGCAACAUGCCGGGGCGCGCCGCACCGGCAGCAGCGGCUCCACGGGACGCCGCGGUGUGCUGAGCUCAGCCCCGCAUGACGGCGGGGGCGCGGAGCGGCAAUCCUGUCCCCGCGUCCCCGCCCGCAGACUGUCAGCGGCGGGCGUGGCGGCGGUGGUGGCGGUAGCGCUGCUGACGGUGGCGGGCGGCGCGGGCGGCGAGAACCGCAGCCCGCGCGUGGUGACCACCAAGUACGGCAAACUGCGCGGCUCCAUCCGCGCGCUGCCCGGCAAGGACCUGCACUCCGUGGAGGUGUUCCGGGGGGUGCCCUACGCCACGCCGCCCAUCGGCUCCAACCGCUUCAGCCCCACCCGCACGCCCAACCCCUGGAAGGACGAGCGCGUGGCCGACCAGUACGGCCCCGUGUGCCCCCAGCACCUGCCCGAGCUGUGGGGGCCCCGCGAGGAGGCCACCAUGCCCCGCCCGCGGCUACUGCACCUUCGCCGCCUCGCCAACUACCUGACGAACCAGGCCGAGGACUGCCUCUACCUCAACAUCUACGUGCCCUCCCUCGUGGCUGACAAGACGGGUCACGGCGCGCUGCCCGUCGUGGUGUACAUCCACGGGGAGAGCUUCGAGUGGGGGGCGUCGAACCCUUACGACGGCUCGGUGCUGGCGGCGCACGGCCACGUCAUCGUCAUCACUCUCAACUACCGCCUCGGACCCCUCGGGUUCCUCAACACCAACGCGGACCCCAGCGGGCGCGGCCACGUCAUGAACCACGGCCUCAUGGACCAGAUCGCGGCGCUGCACUGGGUCCAGGAGAACAUCGGGGCCUUCGGCGGCGACCCCGGCAGCGUGACCCUGUUGGGGCACGGCACGGGCGCAGCGUGCAUCCACUUCCUGAUGGCGUCGCGGGCGGUGGUGCCCAAGCUGUUCCACCGCGCCGUGCUCAUGUCCGGCUCGGCGCUCAGCCCCUGGGCCACCGUGGACAACCCCACGCACUACGCCGUCAAGUUCGGCCGUGCCCUCAACUGCACCGGCAACCUGACAAUGGCGGCGGACCUGGGGAGGCGCCGCGGGCCCCCGACCAAGCCCUCCAACAAAGACCUGGACGAGAUGGUCAACUGCCUGAAGGAGAAGCCGCUGGAGGAGCUGCAGGCGGUGCACAUCUCGGCGCCGCAGUUCCUGUACGCCUUCGGCCCCAGCGUGGACGGCAUCGUCAUUAAGAACGACUACCGGCGAGAGAUGAGGAAGCGCGCAGACGAGGGCAGCCGCGAGUACGACCUGCUAUUCGGAGUGGUGCCGCACGAGGCCUUCCACCUCUUCUCCGCCGAUGACAUCGACCGCGGCUUCGACCUUGAGCGGCGGGACCGUAUCUUCCGCACGAUGGUUCGCAACGCCUACGACUACCACCUGAACGAGGUCUUCAUCUCACUGGUCAACGAGUACACGGACUGGGAGCAGCCCGACCCGCAGCCCUAUGAGAUCCGCGACGCCACGCUGGCCGCCCUCAGCGACGCCCUCUACGUGGCGCCGCUGCUCACCGCCGCCAACAACCUGCGAAUGGGCCACAAGAACCAGUACUUCUACGUGUUCAACCACACCACGCCGCAGCCCAACAGGCCCUACGGCGUGAGUGGCAGCGUGCACGGCGGGGAGCUGGCCUACGUGUUCGGGGCGCCGCUGGUGGGGGAGCUUGGGGUGUUCACGGGCAACUGGACGGCACAGGACAGGGGCGUGUCGGAGGCCAUGCUCUCCUUCCUCGCCAACUUCGCCAAGGCAGGGAACCCCAACAUCCGCCACGACCAGAACUUGGUGACCAAGAGCCGCGAGGCCAACCUGGUGAGGAGCAUCACGUGGAACAAGUACGACCCCGUGCACCAGAAGUACCUGUCCGUGGAGAGCUUCUCCUCGGCGCGGCACCACUACCGGGCUCAGCCGCUGGCGCUGUGGAUGUGGCUGGUGCCGCGGCUGCAGCGCGUCGGCAGCCUGGAGUUCCUGCGGCUUCGCGACACCGAGGGGCCCGAGCUCGAGGACCCCGAGGAGGCGCUGCAGGAGCUGUCGGUGGUGCACCACUUGUUUUCCGGCUACGACGACCCGACGUUGUACUCCGGCCCCGUGCGCGCCCUGCGGCACAUGGCGGGCCACUACAUCGUCCCCUCUACCACCACCACCACCACGCCCGCCACCUCCCAGGGGCCGGGCUCCGGCAGCGCCACCCCGUCGCUGCUCUCCCUGCUUACCACCACGCGAGGGCCCCUCAGCGGGUUCAGGCGGCCCGCCCCCGAGGCGCCGGCCACGCCCACCGCCCACGCCGAGGAGACGCGCACGGAGGACGUGGGCGUGAUGCCCUACUCCACAGCGCUCUCCGUCACCAUCACCAUCGGCGUGUCGCUGCUCAUCCUCAACCUGCUCAUCUUCGCCGGCGUCUACUACCAGCGGGACCGCUCGCGCAUGCGGGACAAGGCGGAGCAGCAGAGCCAGCAGGGCAGCCUGGCGGGCAGCGAGCAGCAGAUGACCACCCUCAGCCCGCCGCCCUCCACUACCACCACCCUCGAGGUGCCCAAGAGCCUGCUGGCGGCGCCCGCCUCCCUCAUGGCGCCGCCGCCCUCGCCCUCGCCCCUCACCCACACGCAGGCCCUCACGCACCUCUCGGAGUGCCCUGAGGCCUUCGCCGACCCGCCCAUCGAGGCAGACUGCCGCUGGACGCCGGUCACCAUGGCCACCAAGCCCAACGGCAGCGCCACGCUAGUGGGCUCACACCCUCACCCGCUGCCCCAGCACCAGCCGUGCACCCAAGCGUGCACCCAGGUAUGCACACAAGCGUGCACACCGCCCCUAACGACACCGCAGUACCAACAGCAGCAGCAGCAACUCCAGCAGCACCAACAGCAGCACCAGCACCAGCACCAGCACUCCCCGCAGCAGCCGCAACAGACCACCUUGCCGCGGCCGCCGCCGCCCCCGCGGCUCAUGCCAGCCGAGUCCCAGCCGCUGCUGCCGGUGCACGUCCCGGCGCCGCCACGGGGCAAGAUCCCACCGUACGAGGAGCUGAGGCUAUGAUGGCGGCGCCCUCUGGCGACGGUGCUCUCGGCGGCCGACUACGUGCACGGCGCGCCACCCCUCGCCCCCUGCACGUCCCUGGAGCAGCACGGCCCCCACGCUCACGUCGUCGAUUACUACGGCGGCUCCUUCUAUAACGGGCUGGACGUGCCCCCCGCGGAGCCCCCCUCCACGGCGGCGACCCCCGGGGAGCACCGCGCCUCCCACGGCGGCUGCUCCACGUGGCCGCGUCAGGCCCGCGGGCCCCGCACCUGGCCAGAGGGCGACCCGGCCCGCCUCUAGCGCCCAGCAAUAAGUGCCUGAGGAAGGCCCAUCGACCCCCCCCCCCCUGUUGUGUGCACCCCCUGCCCCCCACAAUGACCCUGGCCAUGCACCCAGACCCCCCCCCCCCCCCGGUAAGUAUUUGUUACUGUCAGGCACACCCCACCCUGCGUGUGUGUGUGUGUGUGUGUGUGUGUGUAUGUGUGUGUGUGUGUGCUUGCGUGAGUGCGUGUGCGUGUGUGCAUGCGUGUGCGUGCGUGUGCGCACGCGCGCGUGUGUGUGUGUAUGUGUGUGUGUGUGUGUGUGUCCCCCCCCUCCCCCCCUCCCCCAGUCAGUCACAGUCGAGGCUCCCCUGCCCUGGCGCCGAGGCGGGGCAGCGUGGCGGUGAAGGUGACGCUGAUGAUGACGAUGACGACGAUGACGAUACUCUUAAUACUCCCUUACAAAGACAAUAACAUAAAUACUAAUAAUAAUACUAUUAAUAAUACUAAUAACAAUACAACUCUCAAAAUAUUUUAAACAAUUCGUGUAGGCGAACAAAUGAUGUGCACUUUUUUGAUGUGUGUCUGUGUGUGCGUUUCAUUAAACGAUCGUAACUUGUAAAUAUCAAAACAAUGUAUUGACAUGUUGCAGUUCAACAUUUUUCUAGUAAAAAAUGA